Messenger RNA from Clarias gariepinus (North African catfish), 1806 nucleotides. RefSeq names its product serine/threonine-protein kinase Nek2-like. The coding region runs from base 203 to 1501 and encodes 432 amino acids. The transcript is spliced from 9 exons. Lineage: Eukaryota; Metazoa; Chordata; Actinopteri; Siluriformes; Clariidae. Gene Ontology annotation, biological process: protein phosphorylation; chromosome segregation. Gene Ontology annotation, cellular component: centrosome; cytoplasm; nucleus. The record is from RefSeq and is a predicted model, not a curated record. Gene Ontology annotation, molecular function: ATP binding; protein kinase activity.
UUGAGAUUUAGCCUAGCCAGCUUUCAUGUUGUCGGUUUAAAGUUUGGAAAACGUUAAGCGUUGUUGAGUAAGUAGUUGUUCUAGUUAACGGUUAAUUACUAAGAACACACUGCGAGUGUGUUUGAGGAAUACGCUUCAUUAUACUCCGUUAGUACCGAGUUUCUCCUAAAAACAGUUGUGUUUUAGCGUUGUUGUGAACACAAUGCCGUCGCGUACGGAGGAUUAUGAAGUCAUCAGCACCAUUGGCUCCGGCUCGUAUGGAAAAUGCCAGAAAAUCAGGAGAAAGUCCGACGGAAAGAUCCUGGUGUGGAAGGAGCUGGAUUAUGGCACUAUGGCAGAGGUGGAGAAGCAGAUGUUGGUGUCGGAAGUGAACCUGCUGCGGGAGCUUAGGCACCCUAACAUUGUCAGAUACUAUGAUCGCAUCAUCGACCGUGCCAACGCCACUCUGUACAUUGUGAUGGAGUUCUGCGAGGGCGGAGACCUGGCCACUCUCAUAACUAAGUGCAUUAAAGAAAAGCGGUACCUGGAGGAGGAGUUUGUCCUGCGGGUCAUGGCUCAGCUGUCUCUGGCACUGAAGGAGUGUCAUAGCCGAAAUGAUGGCGGCAGCACAGUCCUUCAUCGUGACCUGAAACCUGCUAACAUUUUUCUCGAUGCCAAGCGGAACGUCAAACUUGGAGAUUUUGGCCUGGCACGGAUACUGAAACAUGACACAAGCUUUGCUAAAACAUUUGUGGGAACUCCGUAUUAUAUGUCACCUGAACAAAUGAAUCGCAUGUCCUACAAUGAAAAAUCAGACAUCUGGUCAUUAGGAUGUUUACUGUAUGAGCUCUGUGCUUUGUUUCCCCCAUUCACAGCUUAUAACCAGGAGGAACUGGCUGAGAAGAUCAAAGAGGGAAGGUUUAGGAGAAUUCCGUACCGCUACUCAGAUGAGCUGAACACGCUGCUGUGCAGGAUGCUGCAUCUGAAGGAUUUCCUGCGUCCCUCAGUGGAGUCAAUCCUCCAGAGUUCAUUAAUCUCAGCGUACGUGGCUCAGGAGCAGAAGAAGGCUCGGGCGAGGCAGCAGCGGGGGUCAUGUGACCUGGAGCAGCCUAAACUGGAGGAACUAAAGCUGAAGGAGCAGGCACUACGGCAGCGUGAGCAGGACCUCAAGGCGCGAGAGGAGAGAUUGGAGCAGAAGGAGCACGAACUGUGUAUUAGGGAGAGAUUAGCGAAUGAGAAGCUGACCAGAGCAGAGACUUUGUUGAAGACCUAUAACCUGAUGAGACAGCAGAGGGCGCAAUCUCCACUAUAUUCAGAAGACCAAGAUGAGAGCAAGGACACGUCACCUGGAAAGAAGAAAGUCCAUUUUGCAGGUGACAGCAAGGAGAACGUGUGGCCUGAGCAGAAAAUCGGCACCAGAACUCAGGAGCGUGUGCUCAUAAAGAAACUGCAGGCUGUUAAUAUAGGAGAAGUGGAGAGGAAUUAUCAGCCAAGGUGUAGGCUUAUGCAGGGUAUUCGCUAACAAUGAUCUACUAAAGCCUUCCAUGAAUGUGGGUGUUCUUUUUAGGACACAAAAUCAACCUUAGCUGGAUCACUUGGCCUUUUUUUAAGUUUGUGACUUUUACAUGCAGCUUAAUAUCAAGGAUUUCAAGAAAUGUUAUUUAUUGUGUUUUAGAAAACGGAUUUGGCCAAAGGUCUAACACUGGAUACAUGUAUUUGUGAAUAGAUUGUGUGCUUAACUUUAUAUUCGAGUCAUUUUAUUUUAAGUUGUGUAUAUUCGUGUAGGUCAAAGGAAAAAUAAAUCAUUCCUGUCUGGUUAUUUCAUCA